This is a messenger RNA of Capra hircus (goat), 2738 nucleotides long. RefSeq names its product purinergic receptor P2X 1 (gene P2RX1). Bases 286 to 1485 code for a protein of 399 amino acids. Lineage: Eukaryota; Metazoa; Chordata; Mammalia; Artiodactyla; Bovidae. Gene Ontology annotation, biological process: response to ATP; monoatomic cation transmembrane transport. The record is from RefSeq and is a predicted model, not a curated record. The transcript is spliced from 12 exons. Gene Ontology annotation, molecular function: extracellularly ATP-gated monoatomic cation channel activity; ATP binding; purinergic nucleotide receptor activity. Gene Ontology annotation, cellular component: nuclear inner membrane; plasma membrane.
GGGAAUUUAUUUGUCCACAGGCACGGCUGGCCCACAGUCCAUCGCCUGCCAGGGGCCAAGAGCAGCUCUGACCACCCAAGGACGCUCCCAUCCAACUCAAGUGUUGCCAACUGACCUCUGACUCCUGACCUCUGGGCCCACCUGUUCCGCCCUGCUCUUUGUGAGGGGCUGGGGAAGCCCUAGAAGCUUCACCUCCGUAGACGCUGUGAGUAUUGACGCCUGGCUCACCCCUGGGGAGCCAGGGCUUUGCAAGGGGCUCGGUUCUCAGCCCCCAGCCUGGCCACCAUGGCGCAGCGGAUCCAGGAUGAGCUGGCUGCCUUCUUCUUCGAGUAUGACACCCCCCGGAUGGUGCUUGUGCGCAACAAGAAGGUGGGCGUCGUCUUCCGCCUGAUCCAGCUCGUGGUCCUGGUCUACGUCGUUGGGUGGGUGUUUGUCUACGAGAAGGGCUACCAGACCUCGAGCAGCCUCAUCAGCAGUGUGUCUGUUAAACUCAAAGGUCUGGCUGUGACACAGCUUCCAAGCCUGGGCCCCCAGGUCUGGGAUGUGGCCGACUACGUCUUCCCAGCACAGGGGGACAGCUCCUUCGUGGUCAUGACCAAUUUUAUCGCCACCCCCCGGCAGGCUCAAGGUCACUGUGCAGAGAACCCAGAAGGGGGCACGUGCACAAAUAAUAGCGGCUGCACCCCGGGAAAGGCAGAAAGAAAGGCCCAAGGCAUCCGCACAGGCAAGUGUGUGGCCUUCAACGACACCGUGCAGACCUGCGAGAUCUUUGGCUGGUGCCCCGUGGAGGUGGACGACAACAUCCCAUGCCCUGCCCUUCUCCGAGAGGCCGAGAACUUCACUCUCUUCAUCAAGAACAGCAUCAGCUUUCCACGCUUCAAGGUCACCAGGCGCAACCUGGUGGAGGAGGUGGAUGCUCGCUACAUGAAGACCUGCCUCUUUCACAAGACCUUGCACCCUCUGUGUCCAGUCUUCAAGCUCGGCUAUGUGGUACAGGAGUCAGGCCAGAAUUUCAGCACCUUGGCCGAGAAGGGUGGGGUGGUGGGCAUCACCAUCGACUGGCACUGUGACCUGGACUGGCAUGUGCGGCACUGCAAACCCGUCUACGAGUUCCAUGGGCUGUAUGAGGAGAAAAAACUGUCUCAAGGCUUCAACUUCAGGUUUGCCAGGCACUUUGUGGAGAAUGGGACCAACUACCGGCACCUCUUCAAGGUGUUUGGGAUUCGCUUUGACAUCCUGGUGGACGGCAAGGCUGGGAAGUUUGACAUCAUUCCCACAAUGACCACCAUCGGCUCUGGGAUUGGCAUCUUCGGGGUGGCCACGGUUCUCUGUGACCUCCUUCUGCUCCACAUCCUGCCCAAGAGGCACUACUACAAGCAGAAGAAGUUCAAGUACGCGGAGGACAUGGGCCCAGGGGCGGGAGAGCGUGACCCCGCGGCCACCGGCUCCACCCUGGUUCUGCAGGAGAACAUGAAGACAUCCUGACCUCCAUCCCCGGCUCCUACUGGACACAGCAGGAGGGGAGCCCUGCUCCCUGGGAAGCUGGUGGGGUCCCAGCCAGGGCAGAGGGGUCCCCCCGCCAGGGUGGAAGGAUCUCCCCAGGAGCUCUCCCACCUUCUCAGCCAGGCAGACACCAAGUUGCCGGAAGCUCACAAUUCUGGGCUCCAGCUCCAGCUCUGCAACCCUCCCAAGGAAGCCUUCCCCAGCCUCAGCCACUCCUGGCCCCAAGCUUUGUGCCUGUCCCUCUGGGCCCUCAUCCAUCCAUCCUGCUCCCUCUUGUCUCCAGACCUCUGCUCUCCCCAGUGGCCGCCACUAACUGCGGGGGAUUAUUUAAAUUUAAAUUAAUUAGGAUUGAAUAAAAUUAAAACUUCAAUUCCUCCAGCUAGCCACAUUACAAUUGGUAAAUAUACAUGUGGCUAGCAGUUGCCCUACUGAACCACAAGAGAUGUUUGCAGCAUCGCAGAGAGUUCUAUUGGAUGGCUAACCUUGAGCCCUGCUUCCUACUGGCCCCAGAUCUCCCUGGGAUGCUGGUCAACAGUGCUGGCACUUGGGAAUUCCCUGGUGGUCCUGUGGUUAGGAUUUUCACCGCCAAUGGCCAGGGCACGAUUCCCUGGUUAGGGAGCUAGGAUCCCACAAGCCACGAGCCAAAAACAAACAAACAAAGAAAUCCAAAAACAGCGCCGGCUCCUGGGCACACCCCAGAUCUCCCGAACCAGAACUGCCAGGGCUGGUCACAGUCUCCGAGGAUAGCAUAACCCUUCAGGACCUAAGUUUUAGAACUGCUCCUGAUGGGGUAUCAGACUUCACUGCAGCCAGCAUUGCCCGGCAGGUGCAGGCCUUGAGCAGGUGUGUAGUGUGCUCACAAGCCACACAGUAUCUCAUGCACACACACACACGUGCACUCACCCAUAUGCACACCCUCCUCCCAUCCACACUGUGUGUUUGAACAGCUUGGGCCCUGCAAACACAGCCAUCUGAACACACCUACACCCCCAGGCACAGACUCAUGGUCCACGCCUUGUCACCUCCAUGGGGAUGUGUUAUCCUGAAGUGUGUGAGGCCAGGACGGCCCUUCUUAGUGAUGGAUCCUUACUCAGCUACCUCUGGUCAGGGUGGGAGCCUCAGCCAAAUCCUGGGCUCUCUGCCUGUGACCCAGCCCCAGCUCCCAUGGCCUGCCCAGCUCUGUUAACACAAGGUCUGAGAAAUCAAGGGGUGGAGGAUAAUAAAAGGAAUGGUGA